Messenger RNA from Glossina fuscipes, 4493 nucleotides. It is a transcript of the gene Crtc, whose product is annotated as alpha-protein kinase 1. Gene Ontology annotation, cellular component: cytoplasm; nucleus. Gene Ontology annotation, biological process: protein homotetramerization; positive regulation of transcription by RNA polymerase II. The transcript is spliced from 3 exons. Gene Ontology annotation, molecular function: cAMP response element binding protein binding. The coding region runs from base 1470 to 4088 and encodes 872 amino acids. Lineage: Eukaryota; Metazoa; Arthropoda; Insecta; Diptera; Glossinidae. The record is from RefSeq and is a predicted model, not a curated record.
UACAUUUAUAUACAUAUGUAUGUAUAUAUAAAUAUAGAUGAAUAUAUGUAUAUGUGUAAAGGAAUGUUGUGUGUGCAUAAUAUGUACACAGUUGAGCAAAGCAGAGAAAUGCAAUUAAAAAGUAAACAAGAACAAGCAUAGCGCAGCAGCAGCACAAGCAACAACAGCAAUUGAUAGCUAGUCUAGAAAAGUAGAAAUACAAAUAAGAAAAUAAAAUAUUUUUAAAAAAAAGUAUUGCGAAAAUUAAGCCCCAGCAGCAUUAGGAAUAAUUUAGCACAAGACAGCGUCAUCAGCAACCAAAUACAAGACAAAAAAAAACUCAUAUAUUCAAAUAUUAAAGAAGUCGGUCGUUUAUAAAAACUAUGCAUAAACCCAAAAGUAAAUGUUCGCAAUCGAAGUUUAAUAAUAAUAAUAACUAAAACGUGUUCGAGAACCAAAAAUAUUGAAAAAAAAAGAUGAAAGUGCUUUGCAGCAGCGGCGUUUGACAGAAAGGCAAAACAAGCAACAACAGUGUAGAAAAAGAAAAGAGGUCACAGGAGCGUUGGCUGUAUAUUUAGUCAAAAUUUAUAUAUAUAUAUAUAUAUAUAUACAUAUAGAUAUAUAAAUAUAUAGCCUGCGUAUAUACAUGACUGCAUACAUUUAACAACAAAAGUGACGGUGUCUGAUUGAGUAUAAAGUUUAGCUCGGAGAAAUUGAAAACAUACUAAUGGAGGGAGAGAGAGAGAGAGAGAGAGAAAGAAAGAAAGAAAGAGGGAGAGGGAGCACGAAAUAAAUAAAAAACAAUAUGGCUUAGUACACAACAACAAAUUAUAAUCAAAUGUGAAAAGAACUUUUGCACAGACAUGCUAAUACUCAUCUCAUCUACAUCUAUGUAAAAAUCUAAAGAAAUGAAAAAACUAAUGAAACUAAUUCAAAUUAAUCAAAUGCACUCAUUUUAAAGUGUUUGAAAAUCUAACGAAAACAGAAAACAGAAAAAAUUAUGAGAAUCUUUUUUAUAUAACUUUGUAGAUGUGCACAGCAAAAUCAAAAAAUAAGAAAAACUUUUGUUUCUCUUGGAUUCGAAGCAGAAUUGCAUAGAAGUGUCGUUUUAAGUACAAAAGAAGAUAUUUAAAAGACAUCUAAAGAGUGUAAAUAAAUCAUAAACAACAACAAGCGCUUCAAUAAUAUCUUGCGACACCAUUUUCGCCAUCGAUAUAUAAAACGAAUUUAAGAAACGGCAUAUUAAAACCAAAGUGAACACGUUUUCAUCCAUUAGAUCAUAAAAAAAUUUUUGAAUACUUAUGUGGAUUAAUAAUUAAUUGCAUCGCACUUAAAGUAGACAUUGCGAAAAAACCGCCUGUAUGCUCCUCGAAACACAAUACGCUACGAAUAGUUAAAUAAAUCACUUUGUAUAGGGUAGUAAAAAGCUAGGGGUGGAGAGAAGCAGUAAAAGUUGUUGUUUGCCCUCGAUUGUAAAAAGGCAAAGAAUUAUGGCGAACCCACGAAAGUUUAGUGAAAAGAUUGCGUUGCAAAAACAAAAGCAAGCCGAAGGUACGGCGGAAUUUGAGAAAAUUAUGAAUGAAGUGAAAGCCACGCGAGUGCUGGAAAACAAUUUAAAUAAUUCAGAUAAUGCAGAUUUAAACGCAACAAUACCUAGGAUUCCUAGUUGUAGCAGCGGAAGUAAUAGCGGAGCAAGUGGUGGAGGUGCAUCGCCAGACGCUGUAACGGCGGGCAGUGGAUGUAUAAGUAGCGGUGGAUCUCCGACUCCAACGUAUCGAGAAUCGCGAGGGCGAAGUGUCGGUGUGGGGCCUAUGCGACGUCCGUCGGAACGAAAACAAGAUCGUUCCCCAUACGGUAGUACCAAUAGUGGUAUAACAAUGGGUGGUAUGCCUGCAACUAAUCAAAAGUCUUAUUUAAGUCCGCCCAUUGAUUCCAGCUGGCGUCGCUCAAAUUCAGAUUCUGCAUUGCAUCAAACCCUCAAUUUAGCCGAGGGCGAUUAUGGACCUAAUGUUGUGAUUGCUAAUAUGGUUGGUGAAAUGAAUUCUUUGCAUGCCAACUAUCAGCAUCAUCAUCAUCAUCAAAGAUCUCACUCGCCACACAUUGGACGAAGUUUUAGUCCACAAGCACAAAGAAGAAAAACUGCUUUAAUGCAGCAACAGCAGCAUGCUCAACAGCAGCAAACGAAUCAUCAUCAACAGCAACAACUUCACCAACAAAGACUUCAAAUACAACAUCAACAGGCUCAACAACAGCAACAACAAAUUCAACAGCAUUUGCAUCAGCACCAGCAUCAUCAUUUACAGCAAUUACAACCGCAACAGCAACAGCAGCAACAGCAACAGCAACAACAACAACAACAACAACUGCAUCCACAACAACAAACAUCAUAUAAUGCCAAAUUUCCCAACACUAACACUAUACCAGCCAAUGUCAUGUUCAAAUCUUUGCAAGAGCAACAAUUAAAUUUUGCUAACACGGGCUCGUUGCCCGAUCUCACUUCCGUUCAUUACGGGAGUUCAGUUCCCGCUACCAAUCAAACAAUGAUGACGGCAACACAACAGCAACAAAAUUUAACGCCUAUUUUAUCGCCUCACAAUAACGGAUGCCAUCAUGAACGCGAUCAGUCGCCCAGUCCGUUUAGUCUCGCUAAUGGUGGUGGCGGGGCGGUCGCACCUCAAUCACCAUAUCGCCAACAACAAAACUCGCCAACAUCAGCUGCCAAUUCAUCCACAGCAAACGCACAAACAUCUCCUCAUUUAUCAUUCACCAAUUUAUCGGUGCAAUCGCCAACUGCUAGCAGUGCGGCUCAAAGCGCUACACAGACCGCAGUCAGCACCGCGGCAGUCUAUAGCACGCUUCCCACGUUGGGGGCCAACAAUCCAACAAAUAAUAUAACCGAUUAUCGGCAACCUUUAAAUCCGCCAAGUCCGGGAUCGUCUCCAGGGCUCUUGACUUCCGGUACAACUACUAAUGAAUUAAAUGCCAGCGCCCCGCCUAGUCCUGUCAGACAUCCUCAAAGUACAGCGAAUCUAAACAAUGGGCAGCUACAAAACGCCGGUGUAGCAACCGCCUUCGGAACACUGGAUAGCAGUAGUCCUUACAAUUCUUUAAAUCCAGCUUUCCAUAACCAUUUCGAGCAGUUCCACUUGGGUGAUAGCAGUCAAUCACCGCAAAAUAACUAUGAAGCUUUAGAUUUUGAAGAUUUUGUUGUUAGUGGCAGUGCCGCCACACAGCAAGCGCCCAAUUUCACAAACAAAUUACUGGAUUUCGGUGAUUUAACACCACAAGCCGCCACAAGCAGAAAUAGUCCUGUGAAUAGUAACGAUAAUUCUACCACUGUGUGUAGUAACAAUAAUAACAAUAACAACUUAUCAGGCGCACAAAAUCAGCAACAAAUGCAGCAGCAACAGCAACAGCAACAGCAUUUAAAUAAUAAUGCUGUGAUAAGUGCCACAAACAGUAAUAGCGUUAAUAGCACAAAUGCCAAUGGUCUUACAACAUGUCGUUCGUUGGGUGGCAUAGUUAAUAACAAUGAUAGUUCCAAUCCAAAUGUAAGACAAGAUAUAAUCUCGACUGCUUCCUCGCCUAUACCUUCCCCCCUAAAUCAUUGUGUGCCAUCGCCAUCGUCUCCGCUACCAAUUCCAAUAUCGGCGCAUUCACCCCAUCAUCAAUUGUCGCUGUCUGUACAGACAUCGCCACAUCAUUCUCCGUUACAUUCGCCACAAAAUGCACCUUCGCCGCUUUCCGUGUCUUCGCCGGGUCUAACAAUGUUAGGUUGCGGUAAUAUAUCACCGGUACCUUCAUCCGCAAGUCAUAUUAUGGCCACAAAUCAUUUAAACAAUCAAAAUCAAACACAACUUAAUCAACAACAGUCUACGCAACUUCAACAACAACAACAACAACAGAAUCAAACAAAUACACCAACAACUACCACCAAUAUACCGCAGAUUAUAUUCUCUGAUUAUUCGUCGUCACGCGACAUAUUUGAUCAUUUAGAUCUAGAUUUGGGACAAAUCGAUGAACCCGGUCUUCAAAUGCUAUCCGAUCAGAAUCCUAUCAUGAUUGCCGAUCCUUCAAUAGAGGACAGCUUUCGCAGAGAUCUUAACUGAUACUACGAGGAAGCUGUUGCAGCCAUCGAAAGCGGAAUCCUACUUGAAGACUCAUUUGAUCCUUUAGGUCCGCUGGUCGACGUGUCUGAAGUAUUAGGUAAUCCUAUCCAAUUAAUAGGUCCCAAUAAUAAAAAUCACACUGACGAAACCGAUAAAAACAAUGAUCCUAACAUUAGCGGCUUAGGAGAUCUCGAUAAUGAAAUUUAUGAGGAAGAAGAUGAAGAAGUACGAAAUUUUUUUUUCUAAACAAUUAGGCUUAAUAAAAACAAACGUGAAAAUAAGUUGAGAGAAAAUAAUAUGCAACAGCUUUAUUUAGACACAUAAGCAAGUUAAAUAAGUCAGUCAGGCGUCAAUCAGUCAAAUCGAUUAUUCAUAUAUAUAUAUAUAUAUAUAUAUAUAUAUAUA